AACAUCCCCAAUUGACCAUUUCUUAAACCCUCUCCAAUGGAACAACCACUGACCCCAAACUCCAACCCCCAAAAACCCACCAAAUCCACAGACCCAAAUGCCCUCAAGAGAAAGCUGCCCACCCCACAAGAGCUCGUCUCCCACUAUGAGUCCCAAGGGAUGGACACCCAAGAAGCCUCCCUCAAGGUCAUAGGGGACCUCCAGACUGCCCUGUUUAGGGUCAUAUCCUCUGGAAGAGGCAGAAAGGACAAGCUUUUGGCUGAGACUGCAAGAAAGGCUGACACCACCAACAACAGCCUUGCCAUUUUGAACAUGAAGCUUGACUCCAAGCCUGGCUAUGGUGAGUCUUUUGCUAUUGGGGUUGCUUCUGGGCUCACCUUGCAAGGCAUUGGGAGUGUUCUGCCUCAUGUAAUCAAGGGUUUUGGGGAUAUCUGGAAUUCUGUUAGGAAUGUCAAUAAGGAACAUCCUUGAAUGGGUUUUGUUUCUUGGGUUUGUGUAAUUCCUUACUUGUUUUCAAUGUGGGAUGUUGAGUUUAUUGGGGUACUUGAAUAUGUAAGGGAGUUGUGUGGGAAAUUGUGUUUUAUUGAUGUGAAAUGAGGGUAAUUUUCCCAUUGGAAAGUUGAGGUUACUUUUGUUUUGGUCUAGCAGAGUACAAUUGUAUGUGGUGAUG
Messenger RNA from Fragaria vesca subsp. vesca, 670 nucleotides. RefSeq lists its product as uncharacterized. The transcript has a single exon. Bases 37 to 471 code for a protein of 144 amino acids. Lineage: Eukaryota; Viridiplantae; Streptophyta; Magnoliopsida; Rosales; Rosaceae. The record is from RefSeq and is a predicted model, not a curated record.